Molecule: messenger RNA, 1706 nt
Organism: Gossypium raimondii (Peruvian cotton)
Lineage: Eukaryota; Viridiplantae; Streptophyta; Magnoliopsida; Malvales; Malvaceae
Product: 5'-adenylylsulfate reductase 3, chloroplastic
Exons: 5
Coding region: 117-1490 (457 amino acids)
Molecular function (GO): phosphoadenylyl-sulfate reductase (thioredoxin) activity
Source: RefSeq, a predicted model, not a curated record
CUCUCUCCCCACCACCAACGCUCAACAUAGAGAAAACUCAGAAACACGCAGGAAACCCAAAGUUCUUCUCUUUUUUUUCCCUCUUUUUUUAUACACAAAGGUAAUAAUUUUCGAAAAUGGCAUUUUCUGUUACCUCUUCUCCGGCUGCAAUUUCUGGUUCCAGCUUUUCUCGUUCAAGUGCCUCCUCUGAUCUCAAAAUUCCGCAAAUUGGUUCAUUUCGGCUAGCGGAUCGCCAUGCAACGGUGAAUCUAUCUCAAAAGCGUUGCGCAGUGAAGCCCGUGAAUGCGGAGCCAAAGAGGAACGAUUCCAUGCUUUCUCAUGCUGCAACCACCUCUGCUCCUGAAGUGUCGGAAAAAGUUGAGGUGGAGGAUUUUGAGCAAUUGGCGAAAGAACUUAACAAUGCUUCUCCACUCGAAAUCAUGGAUAAGGCUCUGGAGAAAUUUGGAAACGACAUCGCUAUUGCUUUCAGUGGAGCGGAGGAUGUUGCUUUGAUUGAGUAUGCAAAAUUGACUGGUAGGCCAUUUAGGGUGUUCAGCCUUGAUACUGGCAGGCUGAACCCAGAAACCUACCGAUUCUUUGAUGAGGUUGAGAAGCAUUAUGGGAUUCGUAUUGAGUACAUGUUUCCUGAUGCUGUUGAAGUUCAGGCCUUGGUUAGGAGCAAAGGGUUGUUUUCAUUUUACGAGGAUGGGCACCAAGAAUGCUGCCGUGUUAGGAAAGUGAGGCCUUUGAGGAGAGCACUCAAGGGGUUGCGUGCCUGGAUUACUGGUCAAAGGAAAGAUCAGUCUCCGGGAACUAGGUCGGAGGUUCCUGUUGUUCAAGUGGAUCCUGUUUUCGAAGGUUUGGAUGGUGGGUAUGGUAGCUUGCUGAAGUGGAACCCGGUUGCCAAUGUUGAUGGUAAAGACAUUUGGAAUUUCCUCCGGGCGAUGAAUGUGCCCGUCAAUUCUUUGCAUGCCCAAGGAUUUGUGUCCAUUGGUUGCGAGCCUUGCACGAGACCAGUAUUACCAGGACAACAUGAAAGGGAAGGUAGGUGGUGGUGGGAGGAUGCCAAGGCCAAGGAGUGUGGUCUUCAUAAAGGGAACCUGAAAGAAGACGGUGCAGCUCAAGUUAAUGGAAAUGGGGCUACCACUGAAAGUGACAUUUUCAAUAGCCAGAGCUUGGUCACACUGAGUAGGACUGGAAUUGAGAAUUUGGCAAAAUUGGAGAGUCGGAAAGAAUCAUGGAUUGUUGUGCUCUAUGCUCCAUGGUGCCCUUUUUGCCAGGCAAUGGAAGCAUCGUAUGUUGAAUUGGCUGAGAAGCUGGCAGGUUCUGGUGUGAAAGUUGGAAAAUUCAGAGCUGAUGGUGAACAAAAGGAAUACUCGAAGAACGAGUUGCAGUUGGGAAGCUUCCCCACUAUACUUUUCUUCCCCAAACACUCAGCUAAGCCAAUAAAGUAUGCCUCUGAGAAGAGGGAUGUUGAUUCAUUGAUGGCCUUCGUUAAUGCCCUCCGAUGAAGGGAUUCAUAAAUUAUUUGUCCGAGUUAACAAAAAAUCAACUUUUGAGUGGUGGUUCAUGCUGGUUUACAAUCUCAUAAACAAACUCAUGAACCCGGAUUUUGUCAUGCUUCCAUCGCCCGUAGCAUCAUAAUGAACUCGGGUGUUUUUGUAUACUGAACACGAUGUUCCAUAUUUUGACAUAUAUGUGUGAAAUUGAUAGUUCUUUAUUAAAAA